Messenger RNA from Cladocopium goreaui, 1977 nucleotides. NCBI's taxonomy places the organism in Eukaryota, Dinophyceae, Suessiales, Symbiodiniaceae. The record is from the annotation of a GenBank genome assembly.
AUGGCGGUCGUGGCGGUCGUUCACCCUUGCAGUGCCUUGAUCAAGACAUCUGAGAUCUGUGGGUGCUUGGGCUGGGUGUGCGACCAGCUCUGCGGAAUUUCUGCUGAGCGCCGCCGUGCUUCGAAGGUGCUGACCCGGGCACGAGACCAGUGUGUGCGAUUGCGGGCGGGGGAGCUUUCACGAUGCGCGGCCAUUGUGCGAAAGCUUGCGCAGGAUGGGAAUGACGAUGAUAUGCCACUGCAGCAUCUCCGAGCUGCAGAGCAGCACCUGGCUGCUCUGGAGCGGUGGCUUCGAGGGGAAGGUGGCGAAAAAAGCGAGGCCCGCGCAGAGCGCAUUGAACGUGAGCUGGGCCUAGUGGCUGGUGGUCUUGGUGGCCGUGAAGCUGGCGAAUUCGAUCGGAUCUUUUCCAACCACCUGGAAAAGGAAAUCCUCAUCCGGUCCUUUCCUGGAUCUGUGAAAGUACGAAACUUUCGACAUCCAGGUAAGGUUUUUAUCACCAACAAUCGCUUGUGCUUCUAUUCCAACGUCCUUGGUGUCGAAGUCUCCUGCGCCUUCAAGUGGAUACAAAUUGCGAGCUUGAGGCUUGAAGAGAAUGCCGACACCCACACCUAUCCUGUGCUGGUUACCUUCAAGGAAGCACUGGACUUUGAUGGGAAGGAUGUCAAGACGCUUGAUAUGCGGGUUUUCGAAUUCUCUGACCUGGGACUGCUCCAAAAAAGCGCCACAUAUUUUGUUGGUGCAGAUCUCUUUGGCAUCUACGAGGAUGAAGUGUUGAGCCCUGAGGCCAAGACGUCGCAAAGCCCGGUGGAAAAGCCAAAGCCAGCCAGUCAAAAGCUGGUGCGCACUGCGUCCAUGAUUUCACCGGAUGAAGUGCUGAAGGAGCUCUCCAUGUGGGAACUUGAGCGGCGCACCAACCUUUUCAGGUACCACUGGAAGGCACCCUAUUGGCCCCAUGACGGUGCUGCCAAGAUGAAGUGGGUCGCCUUGGAAGGCAACGAAUAUAUCCGACAUCCCUUCAUUCCCGAGAGCGAGGAGGAAGGAAAGAUUGCAGUGAGCGACAUCCCACCCGUUGAGGCUGUGGACUUCUUGGGAAUGCGCCGAAAGUGCACCUGGAGUACCUGCCCUGUGGAUGGUGAGACAGACGAACUCGGAUGGCAGUACUCAACAGACUUCGUGGUUGGCAACACUGGGUGGCUGCCCUACUGCGGUUCUGUCAGCUUUGUGCGGCGAAGGUGCUGGCAGCCAUGCUUCUACACCGAUGCCGAUGAUGAAGCAGGAGGUGAAGACAGAGCUCCGAUCUCGCUCAUACAAAACAAGGCACCAUCUACAGCCAAACAACCAAUCUUCGAGCAAGUCCUAGGCGAGAUCUCCCUGGAACUACUUGGGCAAUCCUUGGAAAGCGACGACUGGAAAGAUCCCAACUCUCUGAUGGCCUUCUACUGGGAGGAAACUGGUGCCAUGGAUUUGGACAUCAGCCCUUGGAGCGAUGGCAGCAGCUUUGCCUCUGUGGUGAAGGGCAAGGUAAGAACCAUCGAAAUGCGUUCCCCUGUGCCGCCUGCGCCAAUGUGCCCAAAGGAGACAAGAGUGCUGAGUACAUGGCAUAUUGUGGUUCUUCCAGACAAGGUUCUCCUGGAGAGCGUGACAAUGUCGCUGGAUGUGCCCUGUGGAACUAUGUUCAACGUGAUCUCAUGCGACAGCUUUACUAUGCAAGAUGGGAAGUUGAAGAUGUCAAGGACGUGUGGCGUGGAGUGGUUGCAAUCGACGUGGCUCAAAAGUAUGGUUGAACAAAACGUGCCUCCACAGCUUAAAGCAGUGGGCGAGCGAAUGGUGGGAGUGGUGACGCGAUGGUGGGAGAAGGCAUGGGACGUGGAAUGCCUGGCAUGGGCCGCGGUGCUUGAGCUGGAAGCACUGAAAGUGCUCAUGGAGUUGGUGGAUGCUGGCCUGAGCUUCAAACAAGUUGUGACUAGCCGUGACUAG